Lindgomyces ingoldianus is the source of this 573-nucleotide messenger RNA. RefSeq lists its product as uncharacterized. NCBI's taxonomy places the organism in Eukaryota, Fungi, Ascomycota, Dothideomycetes, Pleosporales, Lindgomycetaceae. Bases 1 to 573 code for a protein of 190 amino acids. The transcript has 2 exons. The record is from RefSeq and is a predicted model, not a curated record.
AUGGCCGAUGCCAUCAAGCACUUCAACAAGGUCCCCUGGGCCGCUGCCAUGAUAAACGAUUCCACCUGGACGCCCAGGAACACCGCAUCGAGAAUCCCGAAACCGACGUUCGAGGACUCGUUCUUUGCGGAAACACUCGGCACGAAUCGCACAAUACGAUAUCUAUUGACGCUGCAGCCCACAAAACCAGAGGAGGAGUAUCCGCAAGUCAGAGAAGUAAGAACAAUCAUGGAUCUAGGCAACGGGCUGAAUGGGCAUCCGAAUAUUUGUCAUGGAGGAUUUGUCGCCACAAUGCUGGAUGAGAUAUUUGGAGUUUUGAUUAUCGCAAACAUUGAGCUCAAAAUUAAGAACGCGGGACCGCAUCACCCGAACAAUCAGACUAAUUGUUACACGGCUUAUUUGAACACUAAUUAUAAGAAGCCAACACCAGCGCCCAGUGUUGUGCUUUGUACGGCGAGGUUUGAGAAGAAGGAGGGGAGAAAGAUUUAUGUGUCGGGGACUGUUGGUGAUGGCCAGGGGACGGUAUAUUCGACUGGCGAAGGGAUGUUUGUGGAGACGAAUGCUAAGAUAUGA